AUGGGCGGCUUCCUGAGCCGCCACGAUAAGCGCAUACGGGACUGGAUGGACUCGGACGACGAGGAGCCGAGCGCGUAUAGCCCGACGAAGCGCCAGAAGCGCGGCAGCAGCCACGGGCCCCUGGCGCUCGCCUGGGGCGUCGCCGAGUGGGUCGGGCGCAAGCGGACGCAGGAGGAUCGCUGCAUCGGCUGCGUGCUGAGCGACGGCGCGACGUUCGCGGGUGUAUACGAUGGCCACGCCGGCUCGAAGGCGGCGGCCUACGCGGCCUCGAACCUGCACACGCACGUCGCCGGGACCGGCGCGCUGCGACGGAGAUUACUAGAUGCCUUCCACAAGACGGAGCGGGGCAUCAUCACGUCGGGGAUCAAGGACGGCACGACGGCCUGCGUCGCCGUCGUCGAGGGGACGAACUUCACGACGGCGAACGUCGGCGACUCGCGCUGCGUCAUUGGCGGCGGCUCGCGGAAGCGACCCAAGGCGACGCGCUGCACCACAGAUCAUAAGCCGGAGCUCGUGAACGAGGCGCGGCGCGUCCAGAACGCGGGCGGCGCGGUCGAGAUCCGGGGCGCCUGCGCGCGCGUCGUGCACCCGGACUGCCCGCUCAUGCUCGCGACGUCGCGCACGCUGGGGGACGCGGUCUGCAAGCGCCACCCGGGCCUCGUGUCGCCGCACCCGGACGUGACGUGCCGGGCGCUGACGCGGGGCGACCGCUUCGCGAUCCUGGCGACGGACGGGCUCUGGGACGUCGUGAGCGACCAGGAGGCCGUGACCUGCGUGAACAAGGUGCUGGGCGACGGCACGCCGUCCGUGGCGCUGUGCGAGGAGGCGGCGGCGGCCUGCGUCGCCAAGGCGCGCAAGGAGCGCACGAUGGACAACGUGCUCGUGCUCGUGCUUUGUUUUUUGUGGAACGAUGCAGCAUAG
Molecule: messenger RNA, 921 nt
Organism: Pelagomonas calceolata
Lineage: Eukaryota; Pelagophyceae; Pelagomonadales; Pelagomonadaceae
Source: the annotation of a GenBank genome assembly